Molecule: messenger RNA, 690 nt
Organism: Lolium perenne
Lineage: Eukaryota; Viridiplantae; Streptophyta; Magnoliopsida; Poales; Poaceae
Product: transcription factor IBH1-like 1
Biological process (GO): regulation of DNA-templated transcription
Molecular function (GO): protein dimerization activity
Source: RefSeq, a predicted model, not a curated record
AUGCAAGGCCCACGCGGUAACGCCAACACCAGCACCAAGUCCUUCAAGCAAGCCUUCCUCAAGAACCUCCUCCUGAACCUCCAUGCACUGACGGGCACAAGUGCAUCAUCCUUCGACGCCAUAAGCCUCCUCGAGAAGAAGCGCGCCGUGAAGUCCUCCGCCGACGUUGCCAUGGCGGCCGCACGUGACGACUCUGGCGACGCCGGCGCUGCAAGGUGGCCCAAGGCUAUCUUGGCCCGGGCAUCAAGGGCGUGCAAGAUGCGGAGGUGCAGGACGAUCGUGAUCAGGUGCCGCGGCCUGAAGAGGAGCUUGACGAGAAGCCGCGCUGCCGCCGCCUCCAGCAGCGACGGUGGUGAUGCUGCGAGGAGGCUGGUGAGGAGGACGACCAUGGCGCUGCGGGAGAUGAUACCGGGAGGCCGGGACGCCGCCGUCGACGAGGCCACGCUGCUACGCGAGGCCAUGGACUACGUCGUGCAUCUGCGCGCUCAGGUCGACGUGCUCCGUCAGGUCUCGGAGGCCGUGCAAAGAUCCAGCUUCAUUGCUCGGCAGUUAACAUACAGGCCAGGUUAUACAGUUCAAAAACUAACAGUAAAAAACAGCCACAUUUCGUCCUUUGACCAACACAAAAAUACUCCAGUCGAUAGUGCUGCAAAGGCACAUUCUAUAACUAAAGGGUACAGUAAUUCUUGA